UUUCUGACGCAGUGGAGGGAACGUUUGUAAUUCGGAAUUUGUAUACGGACAAGAAGGCAACGGCGUCGCGGAAUUAAACUAAAACAUCGCAACAUGUUUAGGCAAGCGAAGGGCAAGACCCCCCGCCGCCCCCCUCCAAAAAAGCCUUCCAACAACCAGAAGGACCCUGUUGGAGUGUAUUGUCGCGUGCGGCCACUGGGUGCAGAAGAUGUGGAAUGCUGUAUUGAGGUUAUAAGCAACACCACCAUUCAGUUACAUGCCCCUGAUGGGCUCAAAGCCAACAGAAAUGGUGAAUUCAAAGAGACACAAUAUUCCUUCAAAAAAGUGUUUGGAAUUAAAACGACACAGGGGGAAUUAUUUGAAGAUGUUGCCAAACCUCUAGUAGAAGACAUCAUUCACUGUAAAAAUGGUCUGUUGUUCACCUAUGGUGUCACUGGCAGUGGUAAAACUUAUACAAUGACUGGCUCACCUGGUCAAGGUGGGCUGCUUCCGCGUUCACUCGACAUGAUCUUCAACAGCAUCGGCCCCUACCAGGCCAAGAGAUAUGUUUUCAAGCCUGAUGAUAAAAAUGGCAUGGAGGUGCAGAAUCAGGUGGAUGCGCUCUUGGACCGACAGAAGCGAGACAGCCAGACAACUGUACCGAAGACCCCAACAACAAGGCGAAUUGACCCCGAGUUUGCUGACAUGAUCAGCCCAGUGGAGGCUUGUAAGGCAGAUGGAGUGGAUGAAGACAGCAGCUACAGUGUCUUUGUCUCUUACAUUGAGAUUUACAACAACUACAUCUAUGAUCUUUUGGAAGAGACACCCAUUGACCCAAUAAAACCCAAGUGGAAUGGUGCAGGCACACCUCUGAGAAACAACACUGAGUUCAUACCACCCCAAUCUAAAAUACUGCGUGAAGAUCAAAAUCACAACAUGUAUGUGGCUGGGUGCACUGAGGUUGAGGUCAAGUCAACAGAGGAAGCUUUUGAAGUCUUUUGGAGAGGUCAGAAGAAGCGCAGGAUUGCAAACACGCAAUUGAACCGUGAGUCCAGCCGCUCUCACAGUGUGUUCAUUAUUAAAUUGGCACAAGCACCUCUGGAUGCAGAUGGAGACAAUGUGCUUCAGGAUAAGAAUCAGGUGAAUGUGAGCCAGUUGUGUCUGGUGGAUCUGGCUGGCAGUGAACGCACUAGCAGAACCCGAGCAGAGGGCAGCCGUCUCCGUGAAGCAGGCAACAUCAAUCAAUCUUUAAUGACUCUGCGCACAUGUAUUGAAGUGCUAAGGGAGAAUCAGAUGUGUGGCACAAACAAGAUGGUUCCGUACAGAGACUCCAAAGUGACCCAUCUAUUCAAGAACUACUUUGAUGGAGAAGGCAAAGUGAGGAUGGUUGUGUGUGUAAAUCCAAAAGCUGAUGAUUAUGAGGAGACCUUGCUGGUGAUGCGCUUUGCUGAGAUGACUCAGGAGGUUGAAGUGGCCCGGCCCAUUGACAGGCCCAUCUGUGGCUUCGCUGCUGGUCGCCGACAGAGAAACCAGGCCUUCAAAGAGGAGCUUACCCGCAGGCUGGAGGAACGUGGUGGUCCUGUAGAUGGAGAGUCUCCAACAGUAUUGAACCAGCUGCUUCAGUCCUUCCCUCCACUUCCUCCCUGUGAGAUCUCUGGGCCUAACGAUGAUGUUACACUGCCCAGACUCAUUGAGGCCCUGGAGAAGAGACACAAGAUUCGACACAUGAUGAUUGAGGAGUACAAUAAAACUGCCAAAAUGUUGAAGUCUGUGCUUCAAGAGCAGGACAGCAACCUGCUCUCCAAGGAGAACUUUAUCCAAGAGCAACGUGGCAAGCUUGGUGAAAAGGAAAAAAUGAUCCAAAACCAGAAGAAUGAGAUUGAUCGUCUGGAAAAGAAAUCCAGGAUGCUGGAAUACAAGAUUGACAUUCUACAGAAAACUACCAACAUCUAUGAAGAGGACAAGCGAUCUCUACAGCAGGAACUGGAGAGCAGAGAACACCGGCUGCAAAGGGAAAUGUCUGAAAAGAGACGCAUGGAAACACGCAUGCAAGGCAUUGUCACUGACUCCAAGCUUAAGUGGGAGAAGGAGUGUGAGAGGCGGGUAAAUGCCAAGCAGCUGGAAAUGCAGAAUAAGCUGUGGGUGAAGGAUGAGAAACUCAAACAGCUCAAAGCCAUCGUGACUGAGGGAAAGACGGAGAACCGGCAGCCACAGCGGCCCUCCAGAGAAAAGGACAAAGUGCCUGCCAAGAGAUCCGCUUCCCCGUCGCCUGUUCCUACUGGGCCGCCGGUUCGGCCUCUACACAGACGCUCGCACUCCGCAGGUGGGGAGAGGUGGGUUGAUCAUAAACCCACCACUAACGUGGACCUGGAUACAGUUCUGCAGCCAAACAUCCCCAAUGCCAUCACAGUGAAUGCUCCCAAUGAGAAAGCUCUGUCCAAGUGUGACAAGUAUGUUCUGACGCACCAGGAAGUUGCAUCAGAUGGAGAGAUCCAGACCAAGCUAAUCAAGGGUGAAGUGUUCAAAACUAGAGGUGGAGGACAGGCUGUUCAGUUCACAGAUAUCGAAACGCUCAAGCAGGAAAACCCUGUUGCAGCCAGCCGUAAGAGACGAUCAUCAGAGACAGGCCCAGAUGGUGAGCCUAUGGAAGGAGACUGGACUGAUGUGGAGACAAGGUGCUCUGUGGCAUUGGAGAUGAGAGCUGGCUCAAACCUGGGACCUGGAUACCAGCAUCACGGAUAUCCAAAACGCAGAAAGCCUUGAGACUGCUCUAGUAUUGUCAUCACAGCAGAGUCCUUUCCUCUCGAAGCCUCUUAUCACUGUGUGCAAUAGCAAAUUCACUUUAUAAUAUUUAACUUUUUAAAAAAAAAUGCUUUUAUGGAAAAACUUUUUUUUAUAGAAGACUACACAAGUUCACCAAAGCUGUUUUUGUACUGCAUUUUCUACCUGGGUGUUGCCAUGUAAAAUUCAUUUUGGUGUGAGUGUGGGUCUGGGUGGGUUUCAAAACAAAAGUGUUACAAAUGUUGUUUUCUAACUGUCUCUCAAGCACAUUAGGUAUUUGUUUUUAUAUAUAUAUAUAUGUUGAUGUGUACUCUCUUGCAUUUGGACAGUUGGGACAAUCGAAGCAUCUGCUGUUUCUUUAAAAAUCCUUUAGUAAAAGUCAUUUUCAUGACUUUAGUAGGCAGCACCUUGGAACAGCACACUUUCCAUGUAGUUUCACUUGUAUGACAUUGCUGCAGACAAAACUGUUAAUAAACGGCAUUUGAUAUA
This is a messenger RNA of Sinocyclocheilus anshuiensis, 3249 nucleotides long. RefSeq names its product kinesin family member 23 (gene kif23). Gene Ontology annotation, cellular component: microtubule; kinesin complex; nucleus. Gene Ontology annotation, molecular function: ATP binding; microtubule binding; microtubule motor activity. The record is from RefSeq and is a predicted model, not a curated record. NCBI's taxonomy places the organism in Eukaryota, Metazoa, Chordata, Actinopteri, Cypriniformes, Cyprinidae. The transcript is spliced from 23 exons. Gene Ontology annotation, biological process: mitotic spindle midzone assembly; microtubule-based movement. The coding region runs from base 94 to 2742 and encodes 882 amino acids.